Schistosoma curassoni is the source of this 500-nucleotide messenger RNA. Lineage: Eukaryota; Metazoa; Platyhelminthes; Trematoda; Strigeidida; Schistosomatidae. The record is from the annotation of a GenBank genome assembly.
AAUAAAAUAUUCAGAUUGAGAGAAAAAUAACAAUGCAAUCAAGAGUCAUUGAACAUGUGCCUAGAUGGCUUCAAAAUCAAUGUGUGUCAAAUGAUCCUAUCAACGUGGGAGGUGGAAAACCAGGUUCAUCGAUGGCGAAACAUGUGAUUGAAACAGGGCACAAAAUUGACAUUAAUACAGCUUUUAGAACGUUGUAUAGAAAUUGUCAAGGAUGGAUUCUCAAGUUUAUUGAAGCCUUGACUAUUCGUAAAUUUAUGUGUACAAAAACAAUUUUUCGUAACCUUCAAUUUACCUUGGUAAUCCUUAAGUCUAGGAUAAUGCGACAAUUUCUUAUUGUUUCUAUAUGAUGUAAACUUGUUUCUUUCCCCUUUGUUACUUUUCUACUUGAACUUUCAUUUAACUGACCUUUAUUAAUCUUCAUAUAAAAUGCCCUGACAAGUAUAUAUGUGACCAGAUUGUUCGAAAUGUAUAGCGCAAAUACAUCACAUCUUUCAGAUCAA